Messenger RNA from Funneliformis geosporum, 1317 nucleotides. The record is from the annotation of a GenBank genome assembly. NCBI's taxonomy places the organism in Eukaryota, Fungi, Glomeromycota, Glomeromycetes, Glomerales, Glomeraceae.
AUGUCCCAAUCAUUAUCGCCACAAUAUUAUGAGACUUUAGAAUUCUUUAAAAAUAAAUUUUAUGAUUCUAAUAAAACCAUAGAAGAAGCAAAGCAUCAAAUGGAUGAAAUGGCAGUACCAAUUCCUGAUAACCUUAUCGUAAAUGAGGUAAAGUUGGAUGAUAGAUAUAGGAUCAAAAGCAAGGAAUAUUUGGAGGAUAAUUUGAAAAGGUACGAGGACGUAGUGGAUGAGAAGUGGAAAGAUUUGAAUGAGGGUGGGUUAUGCGGAGAGUGGAUUAGAGUUAAGGAUGAAGGAGAUGGUGAUGGAAGAAAUCUCGGAAAAAUCAAGAAUACAGGAAGGGUGGCGCUUUACUUUUUUGGUGGUGGAUAUUUUUCGGGGUCCUGUAAAAUAGCUCGUUCUCAUACUUGCUUGAUCGCCGAAAAUGCCGAUUGUCAAGUUUUUGCAAUCGACUAUCGCCUAUCACCGCAAAAUCAAUUUCCUGCACCACUUUGCGACGCUCUAGCAGCGUAUUUUUAUCUUACUAACCCUGGCCCGGAAGCUGGAUUCGAACCAAUUGAUCCAAAACGAAUUUCACCAUGGGUGGAUUUGACAAGCAGCAUGCCUUCAAACUGGGAACCUGAAAUGGAUAAAUCAGAUAUUAUUGAGGGCAGGUUAUGCUUGCCUCCUCUUGGUCCACCAUGCCCCAUGUCAGUUGAGUAUCUUAAAGACGUCAAAACUCUAUCAGAAAAAAUUAAGCAAAAAAAGCCGAAUGUGGUUGGUCACCAUUCUUUUACCAAAAUUCCAAGAAUUAGGCUUUACUGCGCAAAUGAGGCCUUGGCCAUUCCUUAUAUCAGUCCAAUGUUGGCUGAAAGUUUAGGAAAUUUGCCACCCAUUUUAUGUCAAGUUGGUGGUGGAGAAAGGUUUCGGGAUUCCGUAGUUCUAUUUGGUUUUAAAGCUUCUGAUCCAAGCAAAUAUCAAUUGCCCAAAUACUCUACGGAGAAUUUUGAUAAAUCUCCAUUCAAGAAGCCAACAAAAGUCACACUUGAGGUCUAUGACGAUGCUUGCCACUGCUUUUUCGUUAUUCCUUUUGAAAAAAUUAGCCAGUUCGCGCUGAAUAGAGCAUAUGAUUUCAUUAAGCUUCAUGCAUCCGUUGAUGAAAGUAUUAACGGGACAGAAAAUACCGCUACUUAUGAAAAUGGGAAAAAUCUUAAUGCGAUAGCAAUCAACCCUAAUUGUGAAAUUAGGGAGUUGGAUGAGAAAUAUAUGGAUUGCUUAAAAUUUGAGAAUAUUGGAGUUGUGCCGGAUGUGAAUGAAACUGAUUAUGUAGAUAACGUUUAG